AUGCAUGACAUCCGUAGGAUUAUUCAUAUUGGAGUCCCUUGUAUAAUUGAGGAGUAUUUUCAAGAAGCUGGUAGAUGUGGACGAGAUGGACUUCUAGAGCAUCUUCCACAAUAUACUACUAACAACUCAUCAUCUUUUAACAUUUCACCCCCCAUGAAAGAGCUAAUUGUAGCUGUGGCAGAUAAAUGCAAAAGGGAAAUAAUUCUGAAUUACUUUGGUUACAAACUAGCAAAGAGGAUUAAACCAGAGCAUACUUGCUGUGAUUUUCGUCAACAGAAAUGUAGCUGUGAUGACUGUGUUUUAAGUUCAGCUGCUGAAAUGUUAGAAAAUGCCAAUUCUAGUGUAUUGGACCCAUCUAUAAAUAUUUUAAUUUGA
Paramuricea clavata is the source of this 375-nucleotide messenger RNA. The record is from the annotation of a GenBank genome assembly. NCBI's taxonomy places the organism in Eukaryota, Metazoa, Cnidaria, Anthozoa, Malacalcyonacea, Plexauridae.